AUGGCGACCACAGCUCAAUCGACUAAUCUCGCGUUACCUUUGGAUAUUCAACAAAAACUUCAAGAACUCGAACUUGAACUAGCCGAAGGUGAUAUUACACAAAAAGGUUUCGAAAAGAAACGUCUUAAAUUGCUUGCUUCACACCAACAACAAUCAGCACAAAAUCCAGUUUAUGUGAAUAAUAUUAACAACAACAAUAAUAAUAACACUCAUCAUCAACAUGAAAAAUCCGCCCAUCGACCAUCAAAAAUUCAAUGCCGCCGUCAAAAACGUGAUGGAUACAAUCGAUAUCAUUCAGAUGUUCGUCAAGAAGCAGUCAAACAAGCAUUGGAACAAUAUGGAGCUCGUCCUAUUCCAUCAUCAAAACGAGCUGUCAAUCCUCAAACGAAAAACGAAUCGUCAGAUGACGAUGACAUUGAUGAUGAUGACCAAAGUAGUUCCACAUAUGCGACUACUGAUGAUCAACAAAAUAAAGAAUCAUCGAUUUCACCCGUUCCUAUUCCGAUACAAAACCAUCAUUAUCAAAGUCCUCCUACAGUUGAAGCUAUUAUAAAAAAUAUACAAGCACCAACAGCACCACCACCUCCUCUUCUUUGCUCAUCAACAUUCUUAUCCGAUUUCAUUCAUCGCAGUCAAGAACCAUCAUUAUCGAAUAUUGAAUGUGAUCUAACACGAAGUGCCGGCGCACGUUAUCGAGAUUCGAAUUCGGAUUAUGUUAAUACAAGUCAACAACAUUAUGUUUUAUAUGGAGAUCGCAAUGUGUCGGCUGAUUCAUCGAUAUCUAUUUCAAACUCAAUCAAUCAAAGCGAAGAACGUAAACCAAGCUUACGUGUUUCAUCGAAAAUUCUUGCACUUGUCAAUACAUUAAAACGUCCGAAACGUAAACCAAUGAAAGAAUAUUACGAGGAUAAUGAAGAAGAAUUAGCAAUGCCACCCAUCGAUCCUCUUGCUCCAAGGCCAGAAGGUGGAAUAUCGGUUCCGUCGUGUGGUGAACAAUUAGUUGUUUCAUCCCAGUGGCCCAAAACCUUUCUAGCUGCAUUACAACAACAUGCUCUUCAACAACCUCGCACCAAUGCUGUUACCAUACUCGAUGAACAAACAAAACCCUCACAAACACUUACAUUUCUUAAAUUAUUGACGCGUUCACAAAAGAUCGCGUAUAAUCUUCUUCACAAAGUUCAUUCACACGGUAAUACCGGCAGUAAUUCACGAGAAAAUUUACUCAAACCAGGCGAUCGUGUGGCUCUGGUUUAUUCAAGUAAUGAUCCGAUUAGUUUCAUUUGCGCUUUCUAUGGGUGUCUACUUGCCGGCAUCGUUCCCUUGCCUAUUGAUGUACCGUUAGCACGCCGAGAUUGGCUUUCUCAACGUAUCGGUAUUCUCCUUGGUCAACUAUCCAUAAAAGUUGCACUAACAUCGGAUUCAUGCUAUCGCCAAUUGCCAAAAGUGCAACAGCACACAGCAACGUCUUCGGCAGCAAAUCUAAAUGAGAUCGUUUCAUUCAAAGGCUGGCCCAAUUUGAUUUGGUUCAUAACCGAACACUUAACCAAACCGCCAAAAGACUGGACCAUCACUGAUAUACCACGAUCAUCUUACGAAACGACACCAGCGUACAUUGAGUACACAUCUGUCAAAGAUGGUAGCAUUGUUGGCGUCACCAUUAAUUACGAACAAUUAUUUGUACAUACUCAAACACUUGUGAAUGCAUGUAAAUAUACAUCCACGGACAUAUGCUUAUGCUGUGUGGAUUAUAAACGGCAAAUUGGCUUGUGGCAUACGAUUCAUGCCAAUAUUCUUUCGGGUAUGCAAGUUAUAUUUAUUCCAACAUCAAUAUUAAAAUCUCAGCCAUCGUCCUGGUUAUUGUCAAUCACGAAAUAUCACAUCACAACUGCUAUUGUACGUUCACGGGAUAUGCAUUGGGCUGUAUUAGCUAUACGUGAAAUGACAAAUGCAUCGCCGACAAUAAAUUUAUCAUCAUUACGAUUAUUAUUAAUAAGUGAUGGCUCUAAUCCAUGGUCAUUAACUGCUGUCGAUACAUUUCUUUCAACGUUUGUUUCCCGAGGUCUUCGUUCCGAUUGUUGUUGUCCUUGUUCAUACUCAUCUGAAACAUUAACACUAUCCAUUCGGCGACAGUAUCAUUCAUCUUUGUCAACACAUCAAUCAGGUCGUGGAAUACUUUCUAUGCACGCGUUAAGUUAUGGCGUUGUGCGCGUUGAUCAAGAUAAUAGUUUAACAUCAUUAACAAUUCAAGAUGUUGGGCAUGUAUUACCUGGUGCUAUUAUUGGCAUUAUCAAGAUCGAUGGGCCACCAUUGCUUUGUCAAACAGAUGAAAUUGGCGAAGUUGUCAUCUCAUCAAAAGCAACACCGAAUGGUUAUUGGGCCUUACCUGGACUAUCAACAAACGCAUUUAAAGUUAUACCAUUAGGAUCGGAUGAACGACCUAUUGGUACUCAGGAAUUUGUUCGAUCUGGUUUACUUGGAUUUCUUGGUCCUGGUGGUCUUCUAUUUGUCACAGGCAGCCGCGAAGGUCUGAUGCAAGUGGCUGGCCGAAAACAUAAUAGCGAUGAUUUAAUUGCUACAGCUUUGGCUGUUGAACCGAUGAAGGUUGUCUAUCGUGCACGCGUGGUGAUCUUUUCCAUACGUGUUCUACGUGACGAAAGAAUAGUUAUUGUUGCCGAACAACGACCUGAUAUCGGCGAAGAUGAAUGCUUUCAAUGGAUGAGUCGUGUCCUUCAAGCAAUUGAUUCCAUACAUCAAGUGGGCGUCUACUGUCUUGCUCUAUGUCCAGCAAAUACAUUACCUAAAAGUCAUUCGGGUCUAAUUCAUGUUCAAGAAACGCGCCGACGCUUAUUGGAAGGCAAUUUACACCCGUGCUCAGUAUUGAUGUGCCCACAUUCAUGCAUUUUGAAUUUGCCCAAACCACGCGAACAUCAUCCUGAACGAGAAGUGGGCCCAGGUGCGAUCCUAGCCGGUACGAUUAUUCAAGGUAUGCGUUUAGCUGAGGCAAAAGGUGCAGAUAUGACAUUCAACGACGAGCAAGAAGCCAUGGAACAAGGAAAAAAAUUUCAAUACAUUGAUGACAUUCUUCGAUGGCGUUCGAUGACAAUGUCCGAUCAUGUUCUCUAUUCAGUUAUCAAUGCUAAAGGUCAAGAAUCUGCCCACAUCACCUGUUCAGCUAUGCAUAAACGUAGCGAACGUAUUGCAUUGACAAUGCUAGAUCGAAUUGAAUUGAAAUCAUCCGAUCACGUUGCGUUACUGUAUCCACCAUGUGUAGAUCUUGUUUCAGCAUUUUAUGCUUGUUUAUAUAUUGAUGCUGUACCAGUGUCAAUUCGACCACCACAUGCUCAAAAUCUUUUGAAUACAUUAUCAACUGUAAAAAUGAUGAUUGAAUUAAGUCAAGCAAAAGUUAUCCUAACAACGAGUUCGAUAGCCAAAUUGCUUCGGUGUAAAGAAGCAGCAACAUUACUCGAUCCAAAACUAUGGCCAUUAAUUAUUGAUACAGAUGAUUUACCCAAACAAAAGAAAAAUCAAAUUCUUCCAAAAAAGUCAACAUCCACACAAGCUCAAUCACUUUGUUAUUUGGAUUUCAGUAUCUCAACCACUGGAUCAUUAACUGCUGUGAAACUAUCAUAUGGUGCUAUUGGUAAUUUAUGUCGCUCAAUUAAAUUAGCUUGUGAGCUGUAUCCAAGUCGAGAACUUGUGCUCUGUUUGGAUCCCUAUAAUGGGCUUGGAUUAGUACUCUGGUGUAUAAUUAGCAUCUAUGCUGGUCAUCAUUCAAUUCUGAUCGAUCCAGCUGAAGUGGAACUCAAUCCAUCAGUAUGGAUGAACACAAUUAGUCAUUACAAAAUUCGUGAUACUUUCUGUUCCUACUCGGUGAUGGAACUUUGUACAAAAGGAUUGAGCACAUCCAUUGUUGAUCUCAAAAAUCGUGGCUUAUCAUUAUCAUGUGUACGCACAUGUGCUGUUGUCGCCGAAGAACGACCACGUUUACAAUUAUUGAAUUCUUUUGUAAAACUAUUUCAAACAUUAGGUCUUAAUCCUCGAAGUGUGAGCACAACAUUUGGCUGUCGAGUCAAUAUCGCCAUUUGUCUACGAGGUGCAAGUGAUCCUGAUCCAGCACCUGCCUACGUUGAUCAGCGAGCAUUGAGAAAUGAUCGUGUAACUCUAGUCGAAAAGGGUAGUCCGCAUAGUUUAUGUUUAUUAGAAUCAGGAAAGCUUUUACCGGGCGUAAAAGUUGUUAUUGCGAAUCCGGAAAGUAAAGGACAAUGUGCUGAUGCACACUUAGGCGAAUUAUGGGUUCAAAGUGGCCAUAAUUCACUUGGUUGUCAGAUAAUUAGCUAUGGUGAUAACAAUCAACAACAAGGAUCAAAUCAGAAUUCAGAUCAAUUUUAUUCACACUUGGCAACGGGUGAUACGCGACAGUUAUAUGCUCGAACAGGUUAUCUUGGCUUUGUUCGUCGAACAGAUUCGAUUGCAGCAGAUGGAAAAAAUCACGAUGCCGUCUACAUAGUCGGCUCUUUGGAUGAAACACUUCUCAUUCGUGGUAUGCGUUAUCACCCGAUUGAUAUUGAGAAUACAGUUAUGCGCACACAUAAACGUAUCUGUGAAUGUGCUUGUUUCACAUGGACAAAUUUAUUGGUCGUUGUUGUCGAAUAUGACGGGCUUGAACAACACUCACUCGAUCUUGUUCCAUUAAUAACAAGCGCGAUUCUUGAAGAACAUUAUGUGAUCGUUGGCGUUCUUGUCAUCGUUGAUCCGGGCGUUGUACCGGUCAAUUCACGUGGUGAAAAACAACGUAUGCACUUACGCGAUGGUUUUGUAUCAGAUCAACUUGAUCCUAUAUUUGUUGCAUAUAACAUGUAG
Messenger RNA from Adineta ricciae, 4860 nucleotides. NCBI's taxonomy places the organism in Eukaryota, Metazoa, Rotifera, Eurotatoria, Adinetida, Adinetidae. The record is from the annotation of a GenBank genome assembly.